This is a messenger RNA of Eublepharis macularius, 1467 nucleotides long. RefSeq names its product arsenite methyltransferase (gene AS3MT). The transcript has 11 exons. The record is from RefSeq and is a predicted model, not a curated record. Gene Ontology annotation, cellular component: cytosol. Bases 239 to 1342 code for a protein of 367 amino acids. Gene Ontology annotation, molecular function: arsenite methyltransferase activity. NCBI's taxonomy places the organism in Eukaryota, Metazoa, Chordata, Lepidosauria, Squamata, Eublepharidae. Gene Ontology annotation, biological process: arsonoacetate metabolic process; toxin metabolic process.
CAGGCACGGGCUAACACCGAGGGAAGUGGAUGCGUUGAGGGGAAAGGCCCAAGCUCGCCUUGGGCUCAGCGUCGCCAACACAAACCAACCGCCUCGCCUUUCGGCGCCUGGUUUUAACCUCUCCUUUAAGACGCAGGGCGCCCUGGCCACGCCUGUUUUGUUAAACGCGAGGCCGCUUGUUCGAAUUUGCGAGCCUUCCUGACUGCGGGGAUUCGGGCUCGGGUUGUGAAGGUCGCACAUGGCUGCCCAGCGGAUAUACAGUGAGGUGCAGGAUUACUAUGGCAAAGAGGUGAAGAAAACAAAGGACCUCAAAACCAAUUCUUGCCUUACUACAGCAAGACCUUUGCCCAGAUUUGUCAGAGAAGCGCUCCAGUGUGUACAUGAAGAAGUCUCAGCAAAGUACUACGGCUGUGGCCUGGUGAUCCCAGAGUGCCUAGAAAACUGUUGGAUAUUAGAUUUGGGCAGUGGAAGUGGCAGAGACUGUUACAUGCUGAGUAAACUAGUUGGGGAGAAUGGACAUGUCACUGGAAUAGAUAUGACUGAAGCUCAGGUAGAAGUGGCAAAGAAAUACCUUGAUUACCACAUGAACAAAUUUGACUACCAGAAUCCCAAUGUAAACUUCAUCCUUGGAUACAUAGAAGAUCUGGGAGCAGCAGGCCUCAAGGAUGGAAGCUAUGACCUUGUCAUUUCCAACUGUGUAGUUAACCUGUCUCCCAAUAAAAGAGCCGUCCUGCGUGAGGCCUAUCGAGUGUUAAAGACAGGCGGGGAGAUGUAUUUCAGUGACGUGUAUGCCAGCCAUGACCUGCCUGAGGAGAUCAGGAAACAUAGGAUCUUGUGGGGUGAGUGUCUAGGUGGAGCCCUGUGGUGGGAGGAUCUGUACAAAAUAGCUCAGGAUGUUGGAUUCUGGCCGGUUCAACUGGUGACAGCAUCUCGAAUAACCAUCAGUAAUAAGGAGCUGGAAAGUAUUGUAGGUGACUGCCAGUUUGUUUCUGCCACUUUCCGCCUCUUUAAGAUCUCCCUGGAUGAUUCAGCCCAAAGGUGUGAAGUUAUUUACAAUGGAGGAAUCAUAGGACACGAGAAAGAACUAGAGUUUGAUGUUAACUACAAGUUCAAGCAAGGAGAAGUGGUGGAAGUGGAUGAGGAGACAGCAGCUAUUUUGCAGAACUCCAGAUUUGCUACAAAGUUCCUGAUCAAUCCAAUACGGCAGAAGCUCCCAAUCACUGAAGGCUGUAGUCAUGAGAAAGACAAGAUCAGAGAUCCCUUUAAAUUAGUGGAGCAGAUGGAGGCAAGAGUGUCUGCGCAGUCUGUCUCACAAUGCUGUGGAUCUAAAGGAUGCUGUUGAACCUUGCUGUGUAAUAUCACCAGAAAGAAGAGUUUGAAACACCAUGAGUGAAUUUAUCAAAACAACAAAGGAAAAGAGGUUGUGAUGUCUGAGCAAGAGUGAAAGUAAAAGCAUAAAUAAUGCCA